AAAUCAAGCAGCCAUAUAGAGUUACGUUCCUAUUUGAAACAUCAAGGUCGUAUGCGUAUUGUGGUGAGGAUCCUUAAAACUAUUACGGAAGCUCUGGUUUAGAGUGAUAUUUAUAUUCUCAAGUUCAAGUAAGCCUCCUCAAAUUUGUAAACAGCCAUAAUGUCGUUUGUGUUUUUGUUGCUGGAAUUGCUUCUUGCUUGUGAAUAUUCAAGUAUGUUUCACUUCAAUGCGGCACAAGUUUAUGAAUGAAAUGCAUCAUCUUCAGGGCUUAUUGUGAAAAGCCACACAUUGUAAGUCACCUGAACAACAGGCCCAAAGCAAAUAUGGGAUAUAAAUAUGGCAAAACCUGCCAACGGACAACGCGUUAAGUGUCGAAGUCAAUUGAUUACGCUUGUAUUAUAAGUAGUUUUCUGGUUACUAUUCACCGAUAUCUCACGCUAGGUUUAAUGGUAUGCUAAUAACUCAGUUUUAGUCUCGAAUUUAAACUAAGUGAUGUUAACACUGUCCUAUGUAAUGUUACCCAAUCUCCCGCCACAGUAAACUUUGGGGAAGUUUUGGGGAAAUGGCACAAAACAUCAAAAUUUCCCCAGACCUGGGGAAAUCCCCCAAUAUUUCUCCGAAAUUCCCCUUUAACCUUGGUCAAGGUCAUUUGACUUUGGGAGUUUCCCCAAACUUGGGAGCUCGGGUAACUUUCCAAGAGUAUAAGAACAAUGUAAAUAUUUAUAGGGAGGAUUUCUUAUUGUCUUCUUAAUUGCUCAGUUCUGUUUGUAUUCAUCUUUCAUUGCCCUUAAUAUAAUUUAAUUCAAUGUGAUACGUUGAUUUCUCUUUGUGUAAAAUUUUUCUUGGUCAUUGGUACCGUGUAGUCCUGUGAAAUGACUGGAGUUGGCCUGAUCAGUUCUUGGUCUGAGGUAGAUAACUUCCAGAAAAGCAAUAAUGUUACUCAGUUGUUCGAUGAGGAUCCGGAGAUGUUCGAUGGAUCAAGCCUUUUCCCUCAUUUUUGUAGUCUUUGGAAAAAUUCCCAAACAGCUUUAUCGGAGAUCCCUAUUCAGUAUGGUAAUGCAUGCCACAAGAUUGCUCGUAGAUUACCCAGUAUGUUUACCAAAAUGUCUCAUCGUAAAGGAUUGCCUAAUGUCCGUAAUAUUACAGAAAUGAUUAAUCUUGAAAGGAACACAUGGAAUCUUAUUUCAAGUAUUUACUUGGACCGUUUUGAGUCAGAAUCUAGGACCGGGACGGUUGAAGGAAAUGACUUAUCUAAUUUUAAUCACUCCGAACGGGAAAUAAUUCGAUUACUAUACGAAAGAGAUAAUGAACUUCGUGAAGCUCAGAUAUUAAUUGAUUGGUUAGAACAAAUAGUUCGUGAGCAGAUCGAAGAAGUUGCUGAGAAAUACGAAUGUUUAUUCAAUCAGACAACUACUUGGGAGAAUACGGCACAUUUAUUGAGUUAUCUUUCACAAGCGGAGCUUACUAAACAUCGUUUGGUAAAAGAAUUGCAUCCGGAUGCUGUAACCCUAACAGGCAAUGGAUUAGAUCAGAAAGAUCAAAUUGAUAAUGAUCGAUUUAUAAACUAUUUAUUCCUAUGUCUUCGUGGUGGAGAUCUUCAUCGUGCUCAACUUCUUUGUACACAACGUGGUGAAUUUUGGCGUGCUAUUUCACUUGAAGGUUGGCGACCAUUUCAUUAUUCUGGUUUUGUGGAAAGUGAAUCAACUCAAUUUCAAACAUUAAAAGAUAGAGAUGAAAAUUUUACUCAUUCAAAACCAUUACAAAUGAAAUUCAGUAUCGAAGGGAAUCCAACGAGAAUUUUAUACAAAUCUGUAUGUUGGUGGAAUUCAGAGAAUAUAAAAUUACGUUCAUUUGAACGAGCUAUUUAUGCUACAUUAUCAGGAAAUUUAAAUGUUCUAUCACAAAUUUUACCAACUUCAUGGACAGAUCAAACAUGGGCACAUUGUCGUGCUUUAGUUGAAGCUCGUGUAGAUUCUAGUCUACGUAGCCUAUUGAAUACUGGCCCUAGGGCUGAUACACUGGCUGUUACCGGGAAAACAUCUAAAUAUUGGCCUCUGGAUGGAGGUUUAAGCUUGCCUGAAUCAGCUUGGACACCGGGUGAUUGGACAUUAUCCGAUGUAUUUACACGUGUCGAUGCACGUUUAGGUUGGUCUGCUACUGGAUGUUUAGAAAAAUGUAAUAAUCUACGCAUGAGAUCAGUAUUGUGUUCUGCAAUGAAUGAUUUCUUAAUGGAUGAUACUUCAUAUUUGUACACGAAUGAUGAUAUUGGUGGCAGUGGUGCCGGUGGGAAUGACAUGGAAUCACCUUCUGUAUAUGCUAUUAUUUAUUGCAUUUUCUAUGCUGUACAACAGACUAUCAUGUUAAAGAAUUAUGAUUCUUUUCUCCUAACUUUAGCCAAUCUGAUGCCGAAACUUGUGUGUUAUGGUUUAGGCGAUGGUAUUGUACCAGAUGUAUCUCCAUUACAACCGCCAAAUUUGAAUAGAGUUGGGAAUAUUGAUCAAGUAGUUUGUCACACACUUCGAUUUCUGACUCAUUUUGUCCUGUUUUUAAAAUCAGCAGAUUCUGAUAUUCCGGAUGAACCAUAUUCAGAAAUUAUUAAAGCUUAUUUAUGCUUUUUAAUUGUGAAUAAAGAAACCGACUUAGUUGCCUAUUAUGUUUCUGUAUUACCCACUGAAUCAUUACAAAUUCAAUGGUAUUCAUGGUUUUUAACAGAAAUCAAUCAUCCAACUGAACGUGAACAUUGUUUAUCAUUAGCUGUUGAUUAUGGUUUCAAUUUAUCGAAAUUAACAAGAUCCAUAGUAAGAUUAUCCAAACAACGAAUUGAUUUAUCAUCAAUCAAUCAAUAUUCUUCUAAUACAAUGGAUCAUAAUUCAAUAUUAUCCAAACAAAAUAACUAUAUAAAACCAUCAUUCAAUGAAAUGGAAUAUUUCACUAAAUUAUUACAUACUACUACUAAUAAUAAUAACAGUAAUAAUAAACAUGAAAUUGGUAAAUUAACUGAUCUAGAUAAACAACGUAUUAUUGCAAUGGAUUGGUUAUUUUAUAAUCCAGAUCAACGUGGUGAAGCUUUAUGCUUAGCUAAUAGUUUAUUAAGAGUUUUUAUUGCAAUGCAUUCAUUUAAAGCAGCACAACAGGUUCUAUCAAAAUUACCAGUUGGUACAUUAGAACAUGCUAAAAUAAUUUGUGAGAAAUUGGGUUCACCUGAUUGGCUUGUGAAUACAAUACGUGAACAUGAAUGUCUUACUUUAUAUUUAGAAAGCCGGGAUGCAUUUGCUGACUGGUAUCAACAAGUACAUACUAAUCGACCUGUACAACCGUCUUCGUUAACAAAUAAUAAUAAUUUUAUGCAUACAACAUAUGGUCCUCGUGGCUUAGCACAACGUCUUGCCAUUGAAGAAUCAAAAAAAGAGUAUUUAGCUCGUCUUGAACGUUGGCGACAUGAUACACGAUUAGAUACAGAGGCAGCAGCUGAAAAACUUUUGGCUUUAUUAACAUAUCCUCAUCCCGGUUGGUUGGUUGAUAUAGAACAGCGACAACAACAGCAAUUGAAUAUGGAUUCAAAUGAUCGAUUAACAUUGACAACAGAAAUUCAUCAUGAUAAAUUAAUUGAUCGUAAAUUCGAAGAUGAUAAAGGAGGAGAAAUACAUGGAAACAAUUGUGAAACAUUAAGUAUGAAUAAAAAUGAUUUAUUUGAUGAACUUGAUGAAAAUCCUGCUUCACGUCAAUUACAAAUGAAUGUACUACGAGAGACAUGUAUUACAGAGACAGUGUUUCUUAUUGUUCGUUUAUAUCAAACUGCUGGAUUACAUCAAAAAUGUAUUGAAUUAUCUAAUUUAAUUGUAGAUAAUGAAUAUGGUUUAUUCAAGUUGUUCUCUGGACCUCAGCUUCAAAAUCUUCUUCAUCAUAUUUCUGAAUCAAUUCAAUAUUUAAUUGACAAUGAACAAGAUCCAUUGGGUUAUAUUAUACAUUAGUCAUAUGAAUAUGACUUACAGAUAUUGUAUAUGCCUCUCUGUCUAAUGUCUAAUCUAUCCAUGAAACAAAGUCUGUUGAACAAAAAUCGUUUCUUUCUUGUCUAUACAAAUUGAUAGAAAUGUUUUUGUAUCCCUAUAUUGUAUUUUUCUAUGUAUAAAAGUCGUAUAGAGAUUUUUUCUUUGUAUGUGUAAAUUGUUAAUUCUUAUUGAAGAAAUAAAUAAUUUGUUUACUAUAUG
This is a messenger RNA of Schistosoma guineensis, 4208 nucleotides long. NCBI's taxonomy places the organism in Eukaryota, Metazoa, Platyhelminthes, Trematoda, Strigeidida, Schistosomatidae. The record is from the annotation of a GenBank genome assembly.